Messenger RNA from Agrilus planipennis (emerald ash borer), 2264 nucleotides. RefSeq lists its product as uncharacterized. The coding region runs from base 1 to 1173 and encodes 390 amino acids. Gene Ontology annotation, biological process: G protein-coupled receptor signaling pathway. The record is from RefSeq and is a predicted model, not a curated record. Gene Ontology annotation, molecular function: G protein-coupled receptor activity. The transcript is spliced from 6 exons. Gene Ontology annotation, cellular component: membrane. NCBI's taxonomy places the organism in Eukaryota, Metazoa, Arthropoda, Insecta, Coleoptera, Buprestidae.
AUGACCAUUGUUAUUAAAAAUCCUGUCUACUGUCACAGAGAGGACCACUUGACCACCCAUGAUGGAAUUCUGAAAUUCGAAGCCUUUCAAUCCCGGAGCGUUGAGGGCAAGACCCGUAACGCUGGCCGGACACAGGAGAGACCACCCGGGGACUUAUCCCUAGUCUUGGGUGUAGGAUGGGGCGGUACGGCCCCCAAAUAUAGGGGGCCGGAAACGGGUGAGAGUACCCAGGGAUGGGAUGCUCCGGGAGUAGGAUGGGGCGGAACGGUUCCCGGAGGGGGCUGCACGGGAGAGGGGAGGGAUGGGAUUGGCAGGGUGAAAGAAAAACAGAGAGGGGUGCAGUUUUCCUUUUUGUUUUUCAGCGUGGGAAAGUGUUCGUUUGGAGCCAUAGUGGCUAGACCUGUGCAAUUGUUCAUGUUCUGUGCUGUCUACGGUCCAAGCGCCCUGGUGCUAUUGACCUGCUACGGUUAUGUCUAUGUCGUAGCAAGAGGCCACGCCAGAGCCAUCUUCGAAGUCCGACAGAGCCUUUGUCAUAACCAUUCAACUAUAACAUCUCCUCCCCGAUACGGAUUUGCACUGGCCCUUACCUCCGGCCUUUUCAUUAUUUUGUGGCUUCCCUUUCAGAUUUGUAUGCUGAUGGACGUUUUUCUUGGAACAGAGAUUUUAUCAGAGUGGAUAUCAGUCUUUUUGGCUCUGCCGAUUCUAGCAAGCAGUGCUGUUAAUCCUUGGGUCUACGGUUACCGAAAUUCGGAAAUACGACUCGCCAUAAAAAGAAUUUUGGACGAUCUCUUGACCGCCUUGGGCUUUUCGCCCAGUCGACCACUGGUCAGUUCUCCCAAUGGACAACCCUUAAGUGGUUUGGUUACAGCUGGUGACCCAGCAUCAUUUAUUAACCACGUCCAAAAGGAUUGCUUCAGUAGCCUUAGAAGGUCGAUGGGGGAUCUGCUCUUAAUUCCAGUUGCCAAGUCAGAAAAGUCGAAUAUCAUCCUGGCUAGUGACGAUUGCAGGCUAUACAGGAAGGGAUCGCCAAUUCGCUUCGAAAAAGAAAAACCUUCAAGAAGUCUCAGGCUUUCAAAGAGUAUGAUAGAGAGUUUCGCAGUGGCAAAUGGUAAAGAUGUACUCAUUGUACCAGCAGAUGGUCGUCAACUUAAACAUGGAGCUAGCAUCAUAUAAUAUGUGAAAUAAUACAUCAAUAUGAAACGAAAAGUAAAUUGGGCCCUGAAGAUAAUAAUAAUUUUGUUUACAGUUAUUAUCAGAGCUGCUUAGUUUUGACGAAAAUUUUUGAAUUCAUUAUGGCUUUUCACAGCCUUAUCAAGGACGAAUUAAAUUACAUAUAGGUAUGCAAAUGAAGAAGAGAUUUAUUUAUUUUACAAAAAUAGCGUAGACGUUCUCAUAAAAGUCCGAACAAACAAAGCUAAAACAUGUUACACUAAUGGACUUUUUAUUAUAUAAAUAUAUGGAGUUAGAGAUAACAUUUUCGAUAUGAGGGGAAUUGUCUACGAUUUUUUAAUUAAUUAUUAAAAUAUACCUAAUGAGCUUCUCAAAAUUAGUAUGUUUUUUCAACGUACAUGAAACUAGGAUUCUAUUGUUAGUAGGGUCUGCAUUAGUUUUCACAAUAACUAAAGUAUUUAUUGUCGAUUUUAAUACAGAAUAUUUGUCACAAAAGAACAUUUCUCUACCUAAAAGAUCUUAAGAUUAAGACGAUAUACUACAAACGUACCGAAAUUGAUUCAGUUUUAGGACCUACGAGUUUUUUUAAUGUCGUUUUCUUAAAGAGAAAGAGAUAUAGUACCUAUCUCAAUAUAUGAAUAGUAAUAUUUGUACAUUAAUUUUAGUACAAGACUUAACUGUGAAUUCUAUUAGUAGGAGGUACGUAAUAUUAUUAUAAACAAAAGAUAAUAUUAUGUAAUUAAUGUAUAUUUAUUACGUAAAGUUAUGUAGUUGAAAUAAGUGAUGAAUCAGCGUGAAGUCGUGGGUGUACUGAAAUGUACUAAUAAGAAAGAAAAAGUUAGGGGGUAGGUCAGUAAAUGGUUAACAACAAAACAUAAGUAUUAAAAUACAAUUGAUGAAACUUUAACUUCUUGCAGAUUAAUUUUCAAAAAUACCAAAACAAACACCGGGUUUCGUUACAAAUAUUUAUUACGUUUAAUAACAUUAUUCCACCUAAAGAAGCCAAUGAAUGGCUAAAUAAUUCUUAUAAAUUCAUCAUCAUAAGGUCGUCAGUCCUAAGACUGGUUGGAUACGUACCUCCACUCCUAUCCUGA